This is a messenger RNA of Diuraphis noxia (Russian wheat aphid), 1458 nucleotides long. RefSeq lists its product as uncharacterized. The record is from RefSeq and is a predicted model, not a curated record. Lineage: Eukaryota; Metazoa; Arthropoda; Insecta; Hemiptera; Aphididae.
ACUGAACCACGGCUAUAGAUAAUUAUAACAGAAAUAACAGCAUAAUUUUGUUAUUUCAUAACCCGCAGCAGAAUAAUAUCUGGAGAAUUUCGAURCAUGAAAAUCAAAUUAUUAGUUAUAAAUAAAUGUUUAUAAAUUUAUAAUCAUAUUUUUUGAUCUUCGGUCAUUCGUCUUAUCGUCUCGAUUGUCUUAUCAAAUUAGUCGUCUCUCGUUCACGGUUCACUGUCUCACUGGUCGUCAGUCGUGAAUAUAUAUUGUAUUGUAAAUUGUUAAAACUCUAGUCGACUACCUGCAUGUUAUUAUUCUCGUUUUAUGUGUAAUAUAAUUGAUUUUAAUUAUUAGUAAUUUUUUAUUCAUUAUUGUGACGGCAUAUUUUGUUGAGGUAUCCAGCUUUUAUCAGGAUUUGACACGAUUUGAAAUCGAUUAUUUUUUUCAACUGAUAACCUACACUAAUAUGUUCGUUGUGACCGUACUCGACCACCAAUUACUUAAACCGGAAUUAUAAAUGCUUAUGGAUCAACAACGAAUUUCAUAUUUUUAUCAAGACCUGAUUAGUUGUUGUACCACCUACUUGUACGAGUAGUUAUCAAGAAGAAGUCUAUGCCAUUCCCCCCACCGCCCCCCACCAAAAAAAAAAGUUUGCAACAUAGUUUGGUUAUAUGGAAAUGCUAUCAAAUGGAUAUAGAUGUAUCAAAAAAUGUACCAAAGCAUUAAAGCAAUCCUUAUUUGAUUGGAUUCUUCAUAAAUUUAACAGUUUAUUGACCAGAACAAUGAGUGACAUCCCAACAGCAUCUACAUCGACAGCAUCAACAUCAUCAGCUUCAACGUCACAAACCAUGCCAUAUACUUUUGACAAUCAGUGUCCACUACGAGAUUUAGAUUAUACAACAACAGAUGAAUCAGACAUUUCAUCUGAUGAAUCAGAAAUAAUUGAUGAUGAAUUGAAUUACUCAAAUCAUAUAUGCAAGCUGGAUCCAAUAAUUGACGAUAACAUGGACGAUACGUCAUGGUCGUCUACAGCAUCAUCCAAUACAUCAUAUGGAGAUAAAUCAAGUUCUGAAAAUUCUGAAACAGAAUCAAUUUUAAAAGAGUUGAUUAGAGAGAGCUGGACUCUUGAUAAAUCAACUACUAAUCAAGAUAAUYCAGAAAGUUUUAUAUCACCAAUACUCAUAUUAGUUCAGCAACCAUGUGAAACUGAAGGCCAGAUGAAUGAAAUUGGGAUCGACCUGAUUAAUGUGGAAGAACAUGCAAAAAGACUUAAAGAACUUGAAAAAGAAAUUGAUUUUAUUGAAUCAACAGAAUGGAUGUAUUGCCCAAUAGACUCAUCUAUUAGAUAAUAUUAAUUCAUUUAACAAUCAUAUUUAUUAUACAUACUAACUUCAUUCUUCUACUAAAAGACAAAGUGUUUUAUACAAAAUUUUAAAUUAAAAAAAAAAAAAGUAGUUUAAUGAAUUUUAA